This is a messenger RNA of Sorex araneus (European shrew), 1837 nucleotides long. RefSeq names its product eukaryotic translation initiation factor 4A1 (gene EIF4A1). The transcript is spliced from 11 exons. Gene Ontology annotation, biological process: cytoplasmic translational initiation. Gene Ontology annotation, cellular component: cytoplasmic stress granule. The record is from RefSeq and is a predicted model, not a curated record. The coding region runs from base 85 to 1305 and encodes 406 amino acids. Lineage: Eukaryota; Metazoa; Chordata; Mammalia; Eulipotyphla; Soricidae. Gene Ontology annotation, molecular function: translation initiation factor activity; RNA helicase activity; ATP binding.
CCAAGCCAAUGCGAUGGCUGGGGCGGGGUCGGGCCCUCUAUAAGUUGUCGAUAGGCGGGCACUCCGCCCUAGUUUCGAAGGAUCAUGUCUGCGAGUCAGGAUUCCCGAUCCAGAGACAAUGGCCCCGAUGGGAUGGAGCCCGAAGGUGUCAUCGAGAGUAAUUGGAACGAAAUUGUUGACAGCUUUGAUGACAUGAACCUCUCUGAAUCCCUCCUCCGUGGCAUCUACGCCUACGGUUUUGAGAAACCCUCUGCCAUCCAGCAGCGAGCCAUUCUUCCUUGUAUCAAGGGUUAUGAUGUGAUCGCUCAAGCCCAAUCUGGGACUGGGAAAACGGCCACUUUUGCCAUAUCAAUUCUGCAGCAAAUUGAACUGGAUUUAAAAGCCACCCAGGCCUUGGUGCUGGCACCAACUAGAGAGUUGGCGCAGCAGAUACAAAAGGUGGUCAUGGCAUUAGGAGAUUACAUGGGUGCCUCCUGCCACGCCUGCAUUGGGGGUACCAACGUGCGUGCUGAGGUGCAGAAGCUGCAGAUGGAAGCGCCCCACAUCAUUGUGGGUACCCCAGGCCGUGUGUUUGACAUGCUUAACCGGAGAUACCUGUCUCCCAAAUACAUCAAGAUGUUUGUGCUGGAUGAAGCUGAUGAAAUGUUGAGUCGAGGAUUCAAGGAUCAGAUUUAUGAUAUAUUUCAAAAGCUUAAUAGCAACACCCAGGUGGUUUUGCUGUCUGCUACAAUGCCUUCUGAUGUCCUUGAGGUGACCAAGAAGUUCAUGAGGGACCCUAUUCGAAUUCUGGUCAAGAAAGAAGAGUUGACUUUGGAGGGUAUUCGCCAGUUCUACAUCAAUGUGGAGCGAGAGGAGUGGAAGCUGGACACACUGUGUGACUUAUAUGAAACCUUGACCAUCACCCAAGCAGUCAUUUUCAUCAACACCCGAAGGAAGGUUGAUUGGCUCACCGAGAAGAUGCAUGCCCGAGAUUUCACCGUGUCUGCCAUGCAUGGAGAUAUGGACCAAAAGGAACGAGAUGUAAUCAUGAGGGAAUUCCGCUCUGGUUCCAGUAGAGUAUUGAUUACCACUGACCUGCUGGCCAGAGGCAUCGAUGUACAACAGGUUUCUUUAGUCAUCAACUAUGACCUUCCCACUAACAGGGAAAACUAUAUUCACAGAAUUGGUCGUGGUGGACGAUUUGGGCGUAAGGGUGUGGCUAUCAACAUGGUGACAGAAGAAGACAAGAGAACUCUUCGAGAUAUCGAGACCUUCUACAAUACCUCCAUUGAGGAGAUGCCUCUCAAUGUUGCCGACCUCAUCUGAGAGGGCUGUCCUGCUCUGAGCUCUCGCCAGGGCUCUGUCCUGGGAGGACCUGAGAAGAGCAGGAGGGGGGAGGGGAGGGAGCCAAGGGAUGGACAUCUUGUCUUUUUUUUUUUUUUUUGUCUUUUUUUUUUCUUCCUUUGAAUAAAUGUCACUUUUUGAGGCAAAAGAAGGAACCGUGAACAUUUUAGAAACCCUUUUCUUUGGGGUAGGCUCUUGCCCCAGGCGCCGUCUCCUCCAAAAACACUAAUACGUGUCCCUAACCUAGUCAACCUCCAACCCCCAGAGGCUCCCCACCCUAGCCAAAUUCCUCUGAAACGAACAAGGGGCUAUAAUCUUCUAUAAUCGACGCAACCUCAUUUGCCGGACCAAAUCUGAAGGGAGAACCCCUGAGCUAGGUGGCCCAGAGGAUUGUCCUCAGGUGUGGGGGGAGCAGGGGAGAGAAAAUGGUAGCCAUUUUUACAUUGUUUUGUAUAGUAUUUAUUGAUCCAGGAAACAGACACAAAAUUCUGAAUAAAAUGACUUGGAAACUGCC